Aplosporella prunicola CBS 121167 is the source of this 1554-nucleotide messenger RNA. RefSeq lists its product as uncharacterized. The transcript is spliced from 3 exons. The record is from RefSeq and is a predicted model, not a curated record. Gene Ontology annotation, molecular function: oxidoreductase activity, acting on the CH-OH group of donors, NAD or NADP as acceptor. NCBI's taxonomy places the organism in Eukaryota, Fungi, Ascomycota, Dothideomycetes, Botryosphaeriales, Aplosporellaceae. Bases 213 to 1160 code for a protein of 315 amino acids.
ACGAACUGUAGAUCUUCCUAUACGUCCCCCAUGCCCAGGCCUCUGCGCCGCGGCCCCGGUACAUCAUCGUCCGAGAGGGGUACGCAGCAGGUAGGCUCGUACGGCGCAUAUAUACCUGCUCCGCUCUCUCAUUCUCCGUCUCUGCUCUCUGCUCUACUUCUACUAUCUAGUCAAACGUCUUUUCCAUUUCUCUCCCCGUCAAUUGAGUCCCAAUGGCCCCCCGCAUGACCCUCCGCCGCCUGAGGCUCCCCCUCCCCCUCCGCCGCCUCUCCCCAGCCUCGACACACUGGGCCCGCGCCUCAAGCAGCAGCAGCAGCAGCACCAGUCCGCGCCCACAAGACAACCAAAACCAAGCCCAAACUCCACCCACAGCCAGCAAACCCCGCACCGUCAUCGUCACCGGCGCCGCCCAAGGCAUCGGAAAAGCACUCGCCCUGCACCUCUCCCUGCACGAGCACUACGCCCUCGCCAUCAACGACAUCCCCUCCAACGCCAGACAAGCCGAAUCCCUCGUCAAACAAAUCAACGCCUCGGGCGGGCGCGCCACGCUCGCCCUCGCCGACGUGCGUGACCGCAGCGCAGUGGACGGCAUGGUUGCGCAAGCCGUGCGCGAGCUAGGCCCGCUGCACGGGAUGGUCGCGAACGCGGGCGUGGCGGGCGUGGGCGGCGUGCUCGAUCUCGACGACAAUGAAGUCCGCAAGGCGUUUGAGGUCAAUGUCUUCGGGCUGUGGAACUGCUAUGCUGCUGCUGCGCGGGAGAUGAUUAGGCAGGGGACGGCGGGCCGGCUAGUCGGUGCUGCGAGCAUCGUCGCCCACCGCCCCUUCCCCCACCUCGCCCCCUACAGCGCCAGCAAAGCCGCCGCCCGCUCGCUAACCCAGUCGUUCGCGCUCUCGCUCGCCAAACACAACAUCACGGCCAACUGCUACGCGCCCGGCAUCGUCGACACCAGCAUGUGGGCCGGCAUCGACGCGGGGCUGGGCAAGGUCGAGAACCGCGCCCCCGGCGAGAGCAUCAGGCUCUACUCGCAGCAGCUGAUUGCGAUGGGCCGCACGAGUCGGCCCGAGGACUUGAAUGGUGUUGUGGCUUGGUUGCUGGGCGAGGGGAGUGCGUAUGUGACGGGGCAGACGGUGGUGGUCGAUGGGGGGGUUGUGCUUACGUGAGUGCUUGUAAGAGAGAGGAGGGAGCAUUUGCGGAUGCGUUGGCACGGCGUUCGUUGUGUGUGUAUAGGUACCUAGUGUAGAGGAGGGCAAAUGAUCCGUUCUGUUGUCUACCUACCUAGUGUCUCUGCAGCUGGCUAGCACAAAGCAGCUACCUAAAAAAAAAUCACUGUUUCCCGUGAGCCGUAGCAGUACUCCUAUCACGCCAUGCCGUUCGCCGCCGCCGAAAGCUCUCUCUCUAGAUAAGAGGCUGGAAGGAACAUGAUUGAGGUAGAAAAGAAGGAAAAAAGAGCAUCUGUACUUGGAACAAUAGUGGAGACUUGUUGUUCAGAGAGCAGCAAUGAUGGCAUCGACAGCCUUGUCCGUCGCUGAAUCGUCUGACAAGUAGCCGUCCUCA